CUCAUACACCCACACACCAUGGCAUCCCCCGAGAUCCCUACCCUCCACUCCAAAGCAGAGUACCUCAAAGCCGUCAUGUACGAAGGUGUCACCAUCCUCGAGGGCACAGCAACCUGGUGUCCCUCGUGCAAGGCUGUCGCGCCCGAAGUCGCAAAGAUGGCAACAGAGUAUCCCAAUGUAAAAUUCUACACAUACGAUGUCGAGGAAUGCGAGGAUAUUGCGCAGGAGCUGGGCGUUAGGCAAAUGCCAAGUUUUAGCAUCUUCAAGGAUGGAGAUAUCCAGGAUGGGGUUACGGGGGCGAGAAUAGCAGAGGUCAGGAAGAAGGUUGAGAGUUGCUUGUAGGUGGGCAGGUAGCGAUGAAGGUAUGUAGUUGUUCAAAGCUAUCACAUGUUAAAGUCA
This is a messenger RNA of Exserohilum turcica Et28A, 399 nucleotides long. RefSeq lists its product as uncharacterized. The transcript has a single exon. The record is from RefSeq and is a predicted model, not a curated record. The coding region runs from base 19 to 342 and encodes 107 amino acids. Lineage: Eukaryota; Fungi; Ascomycota; Dothideomycetes; Pleosporales; Pleosporaceae.